Messenger RNA from Vicugna pacos (alpaca), 3723 nucleotides. The record is from RefSeq and is a predicted model, not a curated record. NCBI's taxonomy places the organism in Eukaryota, Metazoa, Chordata, Mammalia, Artiodactyla, Camelidae.
CAAAAUUCAUUUCUACAAAUCAUAUAUCCAGAGAAAAUCCAAGCAAAUACAAGUGAUAAUUCAGAAAAUGAAUUUGAACAGGUAUCCUAUAUUAUUCCAAUAGGUGAGAAACCAUAUACUGUGCACCUUAAGCAAAGAUUUUUUUUAGCAGAUAAUUUCAUGGUUUAUUUGUAUAAUCAAGGAUCUAUGAAUUCUCAUUCUUCAGAUAUUCGGACUCAAUGCUACUACCAAGGAUAUAUUGAAGGAUAUCUGAAUUCUGUUGUCGCACUUAGCACAUGCUCUGGACUGAGAGGAAUUUUGCAAUUUGAAAAUGUUUCUUAUGGAAUUGAGCCUCUGGAAUCUGCAGUUGAAUUUCAGCACCUUCUUUAUAAAUUACAGAAUGAAAAUGAAUUUCCAUUUCUUACUGAAAAUAACCAAGACACAGAACAAAACCCAAUGGACUAUACUGUUUUUAUAAAUGAAAAACCAGAAUCAACUGUUUCAGAUUUAAUUCCUCUUUAUUUAGAAAUGCAUAUCGUGGUGGACAAAGUUUUGUAUGAUUUCCUGGGCUCUGAUAGCAUGAUAGUAACAAAUAAAGUCAUCGAAAUUAUUGGCCUUGUAAAUUCGAUGUUUGUCCAAUUUAAAAUUACUAUUGUGCUGUCAUCUUUGGAGUUGUGGUCAGAUAAAAAUAAGAUCUCUACAGUUGGUGAGGCAGAUGAAUUAUUGCAUAGAUUUUUAGAAUGGAAAAAGUCCUAUCUUACCCUAAGACCUCAUGAUAUUGCGUAUCUAUUCAUCUAUCGAGAUUAUCCAGAUUAUAUGGGAGCAACGUUUCCUGGAAAAAUGUGUGUUACCCAUUAUUCUGCAGGAAUUGCUUUGUAUCCCAAGGAGAUAACUUUAGAGGCGUUUUCAACUAUUGUCACCCAGAUGCUGGGACUCAGUCUGGGGAUAUCAUAUGAUGACCCAAAGAAAUGUCAAUGCUCAGCGGCCACCUGCAUAAUGAAUCCAAAAGCUAUGCAAUCCAGUGGUGUGAAGACUUUUAGCAGUUGCAGUUUGAGUGACUUUAAAAAUUUCAUUUCAAAUAUGGGUGCCCGGUGUCUUCAGAAUAAGCCACAAAUGCAAAAGACUCCGGUAUCAAUCUGUGGCAACGGCAGAGUGGAGGGAAAUGAAGUCUGUGACUGUGGUACUGAGGAACAAUGUGGAACUGAUAGCUGUUGUAAUCCUCGAACUUGUAUGUUGCAACCAGGUGCAAAGUGUGAUACAGGAUCAUGCUGCAACAACUGUCAAUUUAAGGCAGCAGGUGCUGAAUGCAGGCCCGUUGGGCAUCCUGAAUGUGAUAUUUCUGAGGCUUGUAAUGGAAGCUCAGCAAUCUGUCCAACUGAUAUAACCAUACACAAUGGACACAAGUGUAAAGAUGGAAAAGCUUUUUGUUUUGAUGGAGGCUGCCAUGAUCUUGAUGCACGUUGUGAGAGCAUAUUUGGAAAAGGUUCAAAAAACGCUCCAUUUGCCUGCUAUGAAGAAAUACACUCUCAAAAUGAUAGGUUUGGGAACUGUGGUAAACAAGGAAAGAGUUACAAAUUCUGUGCAUGGAGGAAUCUUAUAUGUGGAAGAUUAAUUUGUACCUACCCUUCUCAAACUCCUUUCCUUCAAGAAGAUGCUUCUGUGAUUUAUGCUUUUGUACGAGAUGUUGUAUGUAUAACUCUGCACCACAGAUCAAAAAAUGAAGAUCCAAUGGAGAUAAAAAGUGGCUCUAUUUGUGAUGAUGGGAGGAUCUGUGUAAAUCGUGAAUGUGUAGAAUCCAGGAUACUUGCAACUCAAUCACAUACUUGUUCACAAAAGUGCAAUGGACACGGAGUGUGCACUUCAACCUUGGAGUGCCAUUGUUCUAGUGGCUUCAGACCUCCAGAUUGCCAAAGGAGUGCCCGGGACUCUUCUAAUUCACCUUGGGAACAGGGUUUAAUCAUGGAAAAAACCUUUGUGAAGGCUCGGAAGAAACAGUGGCUUCUGGGUAUCUACCUGGCUUUACCUGUUCUCACCGUAGCAACCAUAAUAGCUAUUUCAUGGAAGCGUUUGAAAAAGCGGUUCACCAAGCAACAGGAAUCCCAAAGUAGCGAAUCAGAAAGCAGCACUCACAGAACUGACAGCAGAUCCAGAUCAGAAAGUAGCAGCGGAACAGACACUGUCAGAUCCAGGUCAGAAAGCAGUGCCCAAACAAACACUACUAGCAGUAACUAAUACUUCCUUCAGAAGGCAGCAGACGUUACCGAGGGUCUCAGUGAGAAACAAAAAUUCUGCCUUUCCUCCCCUGGGCACAGCCAAACGAGACAAUAAACCGAGUGCGGACCCAUUUGCAGGAGCGUCUGUUUCUCUUUCGGCCUGUAGGCACCAGUGCUGGGACCCCUCAAGCCAUGCAACUAACUGGGGUAGGGCGAACACAGCCUUGAGACCUCUCUGGCCCACAGCUGCCCCUGGACGUGACCCUUCCCACCAGAGAGCCCAGGACCCAGCCCCACUCACAAGGAGGGAGGAAUCAGCCACAGAAAUCCCUGGGCCCUGGCCUGCAGGGAGCCUGUUCUAGCCUCUGCACCAGCCUUAACCACCAGCAGGGAGUCACCAAAUGCAUGAAAAACCACAAUCCCAAAAUCUGGGGACCCAGCCUGACCAUAGUAGGAUAGGUCUUGCCCUGGGACAACCUGGGCCCCAACCCUGCCCCACCAGCAGGCCAACACAAGCUUCAUGACACCCCAGACCCUAUACCAAACUGUGUCAGGAAUUACAGCCCCCUUCCCCCAAACCCAGCAAUCCGAUUCCAGCUCUGGGAUCCCUGGGUCCUGCAAUCGGACCCUAGGACCCGGCUUGCUCGCCAGUAGUCUAGCACUAACCCCAGUGGGUGGGCAACAGCUCUGGAGUCUUUGCGACCUUGACUCUGCCCACCAGUGAGGCAGCACUAGCCCUGGGGCCCCCUGCGGUUCUUCAGUCAGCCACCUGGUAACCUGGUCCCGCCAACCAGCAGCUGACAGCCUCUGCUCAAGACAGGGCCUGGCAACCAACCAGAUCACCCGACAGCCUACCAACAACUUUCGCAAACAUCUGCAUUUUGUCUGUUUGGAUGGUAUGUAACCAACCAGGAGGGAGCUUGCUUGCUGUCAGUAACUUGAGCAUUUUUAUCUUUGUUCCUUCUCCUCACUGCAAGUAGAAAGCACUUCAAAAGUCGCCGGCCUAAGUAAAAGAUACAAACAAAGCCGUCGCCAGGCACCGUCGCCAGGCACCGCCUAAUCCGAGAAUUCAGAACCGCAAACAGCGCAGCCUCUCCUCCGUUAACGAGAAACCGAAUGUGUGUCGCUGCUGUCUUCCCUGGAGCCCCAUCCGCCCGCCCGCCGGGAUGCCCACUCACCUCCAGAGGCAGCAGGGAGCCGUGGUGCUGCUGCUUCCUUCCAGCGCUUUCUCGCUCCGCAGCCCGCGCCCUCUCCUCCGGAGCGCGGCGCCUCCACGCGCCCCAACGCCCCAACCGCCGCCUGGUACUGGGCAGCGGGGCUCCAAGUCAGCGGAGCCAUGUUCCUUCUUCUGGUCCUUCUCGCCGGCCUUGGGGGGCUACACGCAGGCCCCAGUAAGUCUAGAGCCUUCCUCCCCUCCCAGUCCAGGCCUCGGAGGAGACUGUGUUGGGUUCGGGGGCUGUCCGUGUUGGUGCCGGAUCCAGGCCGGCCCGACCUUACCCCUGCCCCCCGCUCUCCCCACCUUCCGCUGUCU